AUGUUUGGUCUUACAGUGCCCGCGCAACAAGCCGAACAACGUUAUCGACCAAAACGGCGCAAGAUUCAAAUCGCAUGCGAGUUGUGCAGGCUACGGAAGAGCAAGUGCGAUGGCGGCCGACCCAAGUGCGGAGCCUGUGUGAAGCGACGAGACGCUGCAACUGAGUGUGUGUAUUAUGAGCUUUCGGCAGUUAGCUCAAGUCCGAAGAAUGGGCAUCGUUCGGAGGAGCCCAUUGCGCAAGUCCACCUCUCAGACCAAUUUCAGUCUGAUGCCACCACAAACAUUCCACUACUGUAUGGUACAGCUGGCGAUACCGUUCAUGGACAAAUGGCCACAAUCAACGACCAUGCCGAUGACCAUGGCGAUGAUAAUGACUGGAUGCUGCAAGCUGGUCUACUAGCAUCAUCGAAUUCAGCGAGCUUUUUCAAGACUGUCUUUGGCCGUGUUCGGAGUGGCGCGAGUACACAGCAAGGACCAUCUCCUCUGCACGCGGAUGCUACUGCAGCUACUGCAUCGCCCGGCCUCGUCGACGCAGUGGGUCUGCCCGCACCAAUCUACAGACUGCCUAGUCGUUCUGUGACAGAUGCGCUUCUGAAAGAUUUCUUCAAGAAUGCGUUCAUUGUCUGGCUCGAUCGUUUGUCGUUCAUGGACUGGUAUAAUACCUUGGGUCAUGCUCGCCGGCAAGUACGAGAUCCGGUUAAGGAGCAGAUAAAUCAUGCUGUAAUCAACAUCAUGUUUGCACUAGAGCAACAAAAUCGACAGACUGGCGACGUUCAGGCCAAUAGAAGCCAAGCUCAGGCUUAUGGGAAGACUGCUGAGACUCUGCUUCAGCUUCAAGUCUCUGAAGUGAACCGAGAGGAUUUGCUCUGGGCCCUUCUCUUGCUGAUUCAGUGGUACCAAAGUACGAACCAGGCUUUUCGGUGCCGACAGACUGUCAGUCUGUGUAUCAGCAUUGCGAAGAAUCUCAGGCUUGACGAUUCCGACCACAUAAGUACCAUGCUAACCCAGAGAGGUAGAGAAACGUCUCUGAGGUUGUGGCAUGCAUGUGUACUGAUGGAUCGCAUCACCUCAAUGGUAACGAAUCGCCCUUUACAAAUACCGCAAUCCACCGCUUAUCUGGUGCCAUUCUUUCGCGACAUUGACGAUGAGGAUCUAGAUAACACUGCAUAUGUCGAUCGAGAUGGCGCGGACCUCGGACAGCAUACCUUUUUCCUUUCCUUUUGUCGGCUCCAUCAAAUUCUUGGAGAUAUACAUGACUAUCACAUACGCUGUCGAGAUCAGAGGAAUGGAAGACUGGAUGUAGGCGUGCUGAUGGAUACCGAAAUGGACCUCGAAGCGUUCAAGGGCAGUCUGCCUGCGAUAUUAAAAGUUGACAGUAAUGCAGAGUCAAUGAUCGGCCCCCAGCUACACCUGUCCACCAGAUUCUGGUACAUCAAAGUUCUCCUCUUUAGACCCUGCUUCUUGGAAGCCAGUGUAUCCAACGAUCAAACCCGGCACAGCGCUAUUGCGAUGGGUCGAUUUUCUCGCGCCCUCUAUCGACAAGGCCAGAUCGAGUGCGUCAACGCUGCUCGGGACCUUAUCGGACUGCUUGCCUCCAAAAUAUCAAUAACAGCUCUCCAGUCCUUGGAGGCGAAAGAAAAGAUCAUGCCACAAUGGUGGCACACGGUCACAUACGUCUACACUGCAUCAACAGUCAUCAUAGCAGCACUCUCGUUCCCAGCCCUGAUCUCGCACUUUGGAAGGAAACCCUUGCAGAACGAUUUGUCCUCGGCUUUCUCCGUCCUGGCUGACUACAGAGAACAAACACAUCUCGCAGAGCGCUGUCAGACGGCCUUGGAAGCCCUCGCCAGGCAGUAUGACAAGAGUCAGAAAAACGACAUCAAUGCGGAUUUUGCUGACCCAGGCACUGUCAUGUUCUCAGUGGCGAUUCCACCUGUCGAUAGUCUUGACUGGCUACUCGAUGAGUCUUUCUUCUCGUUCAUGGAUCAGGUCACCUGA
Cyphellophora attinorum is the source of this 1998-nucleotide messenger RNA. RefSeq lists its product as uncharacterized. The record is from RefSeq and is a predicted model, not a curated record. Gene Ontology annotation, biological process: positive regulation of transcription from RNA polymerase II promoter by galactose; DNA-templated transcription. The transcript is spliced from 2 exons. The coding region runs from base 1 to 1998 and encodes 665 amino acids. Gene Ontology annotation, molecular function: DNA-binding transcription factor activity, RNA polymerase II-specific; RNA polymerase II cis-regulatory region sequence-specific DNA binding; zinc ion binding. Gene Ontology annotation, cellular component: nucleus. NCBI's taxonomy places the organism in Eukaryota, Fungi, Ascomycota, Eurotiomycetes, Chaetothyriales, Cyphellophoraceae.